AUGCCCUCCCCCUCCCGCUCCCCGCCGACGCCUCCGGCCGCCUGGCGCUGCGUCCGGUGCGGGCUCUUCAACCCUGACGGAUGCGACUCCUGCGAGCUGUGCGAGGCCUCGCUCCCAGUGGAGGUCGACAUCGACAGCCCCGUCGUCGUGGGCGCCGCCCUCGCGUUGGCCUCGCCCAAGCGGGGCCGGAGGAAGAAGGAGCGCAGGGCGUCUCCCCUACCCCGGCGGUUUGGGAGGAAGAGGGAGGGCAGGGAGCGCGAUGCGUCGCCGGAUGUGGUCGAACUCUGCGAUAGUGCUGGAAAGGGGCCGCCGCCAAGAAAGGAGGUUACACCAUACAUAUAUAUGAUUCUGCAAAAGUCUGACUGGUGGCAACAAUACAACUGUGUGUCAUAUGAGAAGGCUAUUGAGAUGACGUAUUACUGCAUGCAGUUGAGCAAACUGCCAGUGAAGGCAUCUAAACGAAUCCCAUUUUCGAACUCAAUAAUGGGAAGAGAGCUAUGCAUCACCAGUGUUAGCACAGGAGAGAUGAACAAGUUGAUGUUAGCCACGACCCACCUAGAGAGCCCAUGCCCUGCACCUCCUAAGUGGGAUCAGAUGUACAGCAAAGAACGUGUGGAUCAGGCAAAGCAAUGCCUGGAAAAUCUGGGACGCUUCCCCAAUGCCAUAGUCUGUGGGGACAUGAACUGGGACGACAAGGGAGACGGUCCCUUCCCUCUGCAGGAUGGGUGGACUGAUGCUUGGGUUGAGCUGAAGCCUGGAGAAGAUGGCUGGACCUAUGACACGAAGGCCAAUGGCAUGAUGGCAGGCAUCCGCAAGCUGCAGAAGCGAAUGGACCGGUUUUUGUGCAAGCUGGCAAACUUCAAGAUCGACAGCAUUGAGAUGAUCGGGAAGGAGGCAAUACCGGGUGUCUCCUAUUCCAAGGAGAAGAAGAUUCGGAAAGAGAGCCGAAAGAUUCAGCUGCCUGUCUUUCCAAGCGACCACUUUGGGCUUGUUUUGACCAUCACCCAGCAGGAGAAUGACAGCUUCUGA
Messenger RNA from Miscanthus lutarioriparius, 1029 nucleotides. The record is from the annotation of a GenBank genome assembly. NCBI's taxonomy places the organism in Eukaryota, Viridiplantae, Streptophyta, Magnoliopsida, Poales, Poaceae.